AUGUACGGAGACGCUACAAAUUGGAACGAGGAUGAGUAUAGAGAAUCAAUUAUCAAGGAACGAGAGAUACAGACACGUACCGUGUUUCGAACCGCUUGGGCUCCUCCGGCGAGAAACCCUAAUCCGGACGCAUUCGUUGUCGCUUCCAGCGAUGGAACGUUAGCUUUCCAUUCGUUGAACUCGCUUGUUUCCCAAUCGGCGAGUUUUGGCUACUCGAAAGGUCAUGACGUUAUGGUGGCUGAACCUGAGAGAUUGGUUAAGGCACACGAAGGGCCUGCUUAUGAUGUCCAGUUCUAUGGCGAAGACGAAGAUGCUUUGCUCCUUAGUUGUGGUGAUGAUGGUAGAGUUCGGGGAUGGAAAUGGAAAGAGUUUGUUGAAUCAGAGGGGACUCUUCAUUUGCAAGAGAAUCAUGCGAAGCCAUUGCUUGAAUUGACUAAUCCACAACACAAAGGUCCUUGGGGUGCUCUUUCACCUAUGCCCGAGAUCAAUGCCAUUUCUGUUGAUCGUCAGUCAGGAAGUGUAUUUACGGCUGCUGGUGACUCUUGCGCAUAUUGUUGGGAUGUGGAGAGUGGUAAAAUCAAAAUGACCUUCAAGGGGCACUCAGACUAUUUGCUUUGUAUAGUUUCUCGUAGCUCUGCAAGUCAGAUAUUGACGGGUUCAGAGGAUGGGACUGCAAGAAUCUGGGAUUGCAAAACAGGGAAAUGCAUUAAAGUAAUUGGUUCCCAGGAUAAAAAGUCUCCCUUUCGUAUUAGUUCUAUGGCCCUCGAUGAAAGUGAAAGCUGGUUGGUUUGUGGACAGGGUAAAAAUUUAGCUUUAUGGAAUCUUCCUGCAUCAGAAUGCGUAUCAACAAUAUCUUCCCCUGCACAUGUACAAGAUGUGAUGUUUGAUGAAAAACAAAUUUUGACUGUAGGAGCAGAACCACUUCUAAGGCGUUUCGACUUAAGUGGAGCUUUGCUUUCUCAAAUUCAGUGUGCUCCUAGUUCAGUAUUUUCCAUUUCCUUGCAUCCAGCAGGAGUAGUUGCUGUGGGAGGUUAUGGAGGUCUUGUUGAUGUCAUCUCCCAAUUUGGAAGCCAUCUCUGCACAUUUCGUAGCAGCUUAUCAUGA
This is a messenger RNA of Arabis nemorensis, 1104 nucleotides long. Lineage: Eukaryota; Viridiplantae; Streptophyta; Magnoliopsida; Brassicales; Brassicaceae. The record is from the annotation of a GenBank genome assembly.